This is a messenger RNA of Phytophthora nicotianae INRA-310, 414 nucleotides long. RefSeq lists its product as hypothetical. The coding region runs from base 1 to 414 and encodes 137 amino acids. The transcript has a single exon. Lineage: Eukaryota; Oomycota; Peronosporomycetes; Peronosporales; Peronosporaceae. The record is from RefSeq and is a predicted model, not a curated record.
AUGUAUGGAGGCAAAACUGGCGACACGCUAAAGCGCUUUAAGGAACACAAGUGCUCAUCCUCACAUCUCGGAUCCAAAGGAGAGAUGCGAGGCACGUUUUUCCUCGCUGUGCAGGCACAAUACGCUAACGCUUUGGAACAAGAUGUUCACGCCAAACUAUGUGAGCUUGGCUUUCCCUAUCCUACGGUGAAUACCGAGAAUCACGCUGUUUUCCACCUAAGCAUUCAACAAAAUUCGCUUCCACUUAUCCACGAAGCCCUGAUGCAAGCUGGUAAAGCGUAUCCGGUCCCAAAUGCAGCACCAACGGUUGAAUCCCCACCACUCACUUCAAGCAGCGACGAGGAUCGUAGAUCACAGUCACAACAGGAACAGGACAACGUUGCAAGUUUAAACCAACAACCGAUUCCGACGUAA